This is a messenger RNA of Mytilus trossulus (common blue mussel), 11150 nucleotides long. RefSeq lists its product as uncharacterized. Gene Ontology annotation, molecular function: protein binding. The transcript is spliced from 9 exons. Bases 337 to 8535 code for a protein of 2732 amino acids. Lineage: Eukaryota; Metazoa; Mollusca; Bivalvia; Mytilida; Mytilidae. The record is from RefSeq and is a predicted model, not a curated record. Gene Ontology annotation, cellular component: nucleus. Gene Ontology annotation, biological process: regulation of gene expression.
UUAUAGGUGUGGAACACAGUGUAUCGUUUAUCAAGCGAUUUUAUUUAAGUUCCGUUCACUUCGCACAGAUAAAGGCAAAUAAGGAUAUAUAAUUUAGUAAAGGUUUUGUGGACUCUGAAAUGUACACCACCGAUUCUAUUUCAGGACAAGAUGAUUAUAUUCUCUGAAUUCUGAAACGGCAGUAGUCAUCUUUAGACUGAGAAACAGAUAGACAUGCUUGAGAAUUCCUGAGAAUUCCUGAGUGCCAGCUACCAGAUAUUUGUCAUACAGGUAGGACCAGAUUUACCUGUAUAUAAUAACAGAUUUAUUCUUUAUUGAUAUAUCAAAAUCUUCAGAAUGGAAGUACCAAGUCACAUGGUGCCCCCUGAUGGGAUCGAGUUCAGAGAAUCGGAGAUGGUUCCAACACAGAUGGGAACCUGGUCUACCAAGAGAAUACCAAGGGAGACAUUUUUAGGACCAUAUGUUGGUGAGAUAAUCCGAGAUAGUGAUGAGAGUACAGUUAGCUACAGAUAUGCUUGGGAGAUAUUUAAUUUAGAGAAUGGUGAAUAUUUAUACACAAUAAAUUCUACAGACCCUGAUCAUGGUAACUGGAUGAGAUAUGUAAACUGUGCAAGAUAUCUAGAGGAACAAAACUUAGUCUCUGUACAAAAAGAUAUGGAGAUGUUUUAUAAAGCUAUUAAGGAUAUAGAACCAGGGGAGGAGCUAUUAACAUGGUAUCAACCCUUCAAAAAACGUAGAAAAAAGAAAAUGAGGUCACCACUGAAGUCGCCAAACAAACCAGUAAAAAUAUCAGAAUUUGAACCUGAGAAAGAGAUUAAUGCUUCCCCGGAGGAAAUUACAACUCAUCCUGCUGAAGAUGGAGUUAUAUUAGGGAAGAGGCACAGGGUAAAGAAAAAGAUGUUUGACGAUAUCAUCUUAAUGUCUGAUCUUAUUCCAAAAAGAAGAAGAAGAUCCAAAGCGGAAAUCAUAGCAGACAAAGAGGCUGCUGAAAGAAACGAGGCAAUGCUUGAUGAUUUGUCUGAUGGUGUUCCUAAGAAAAGGAGGAAGAAAAAGAAGAGUUUAGUUGAAGGAGAACUCAUAAUGGAUCAGCCAGUGUCAGGUGAAAAUAAAUCUCCAGCUGAUCCUGCUGGUCAAAAAACAAAUGGGAGAAAAAAAUCAACUGAGUUUAUUGUAUUAAACAGAAGUGGAGUUGUUGAAAGUCCUUCUGAUUUAGAAUCUUCUACUUCAUCUGAGAGUUUUAAACACACUAAAGGAGAUGCAUUGGUUUCAAGACCUAAAACAACUGAAGAAAAGAGACAACUGGCUGAAAUCGAGGCUUCAUGGACAUAUCCCGCCAACAAUCAGGAAUACCAAUUUGAACAUUUACAAAGUUAUGCUGUUAUUAAAAAUGGGAGAAGAUUUUAUAAAUGUGAUAUAUGCUCAGGGAUAUAUAGACAUACAUUCAGUUUAAAGCGUCAUUAUUUAAGAAACCAUAUCAACUGCAGAUACUUAAGCAAGGCAGACAUGGCGAAUUGUUUGGUAGUUCCAGCGCAGCAAUGGCUGGACAUUAAACAUGCUAAUGAAGAGUCCUCGUUAAAUCAAUGCUUGGCUAAAUUAGCAAGUGGAACAUCUCUGUUGGAGAGCUAUGGUGACCAGAGUGGUGUAAAUACACCUGGACUUUACCGAUGCUGUAUAUGUAACAAACUCUUUGAUGUUCUACAAACUCUGACAGAACACACACAAGACCAUCCUGCCACACCUGAUCAGAAAUUCUUUGGCUGUGAUCAGUGUAAGAUGAGAUUUACUUUCCAUCAGAAUUUAUUACGCCACAAGCUCGUCCAUGAAGACAGUCGACAAAAGAUAAAGAAGAAGAAAGAUAAAAAUCCUCCGGCCAUCAUGGGUCACUUUAAUCAGAAUGAUAUCCAUGGAAAACCAUACAAAUGCAGACUAUGUCCAAUGAAGUUCAAAUAUCAGUCAAACUUAGAAAAACAUCACCAAAUCCAUACAUCUGACAGACCGUAUGAUUGUUCCAUAUGUGGAAAGACUUUCCCAAAUGAAACUAACCUGAAAAAACACAUGGUGAUUCAUGUUGGCAGUACCGUCCAUUGUAAAUAUUGUAUACAGAAAUUUAGUCAUGUUGGAACAUUACGUAAACAUAUCCGUCUUGAACAUCCAAUAAAACACAAGGAGAGAAUGCUUAACUUGCUAGAAAGUCGGGACCAAGGUGGCACGGAGGCAGCCAUGAAAUUACGUAAUUUAUUGAAACAGUUGAGGGAUUUACAGGAGACGCCAUUGGAAGAUUUGAUGGAUAGUACAGAGAAAGAUUGUAAUACAGUCGAAAAGAUUAAUACCAAAAUUGAAAGUAAAGUUCCUGCUGAUAGUGACCAGGGCCAAAGUUCAAGGUUCAAAUUUUCUUGUGUGGUAUGCAAGAAAAGAUUUUCUGCAUAUGUUAACAUGUGUCGACACAGAAGAAUGGCGCAUAGAGAUUACAAAGAGACUGCAAUUUCUAAAAAUGAUGAAAGUUCAACAGUUGUACCAAACAUGUCAGGAGUUCAGAGUGAUGACAAAUCAAGAACACUGCUUAAAUCUGAGAAAUCAGGCCUGAGGUUAAAAGAACCUGAGAAAAAGAAAACAGAAGAGGAGCCUACAAAUGAAACGCCAGAAUCUAUACAAGAGUUUUAUGCUAAUGUGGCAUCAAACAUUGCUGACAAUUUAAACAGUUACAUAGACGGAGGACUAGAUUCUUUAAGUAAUUAUAAAUCUUACAUCAAUAUAGACAACUAUGAUGCAGAACCAGAAGUAAACACUGAAGAAGGAAGUAGUGACGAAAAGGUAGAUGUUAAAUGGGAACAGUUUAAUUUCCCACCAAAUUAUAAUUCAAAAUUAAUCUAUGAGAAUUUCCAAUUUAUUGAACAAAAGUAUGAAGACGAGAUGAAAGCAGGUUUAGAGAGUAAAAUAGAUAAAUCCGUGUUUGAUGAUUUAGCACCUGCUUUGUGUACAAGAAGGAGGAGCUCUUCAGAAUGGAUUGCAUUGGCUGAAUUUAGUAAAAAUGAUAGUAACCAUGGUGACAGCCCAUUGACUAAGGAGUAUGGGGAAAACAAACAGAGCAUUGAUAACAGCGCGAAAAAUAAUGAAGUAAAAGAACAAAGAGAUGAAUCAAUUGAAGAUGUUAAAAGUGAUAAUAGUAUAGAAAAAAUAAAUGAUACUGAAAGAAACAUAGACAGCACUGUUGAAAAUGAAGAAUGUCAAAUGUCUGCUGCAAAAUCAGAUGAAACUAAAGGAAAUGAAAAAGAAGAAUAUAAAAGUUCAAAUAAAAAAGAAGAAAAUAAGAAUGCAAAUGAAAAAGAACAAAAUAAAAAUGCAAAUGAAAAAGAAGAUAAAAUGUCUCCUGAGAAGGCAAAUAAUACAAAUGACCCUACUGGUGGUUUAUCAGAAAAUGAGACAGUUACUGUCAGUGGCAAAACACAUGAAAACAUAAGUUUACAAAAUAAAGAUAAAUCAGAAGGGGAGGGUACAGCAGAUUCUGAGAUUGGUAUAAAACAAAGUGUUGAUAAAGAAGGAAAUAAGUCUUCAAAUUUGUGUCAGACUGCUACAAAAUAUUUCUCUGAAGAGACAGAAAGAAGUAAAUGUCUGGAUGAGUUGUCAAACUCGGAGGCUGUUUGUAUGCAAGAAAAUGUCAGUUCAUGUCAUGGACAAAAUUGUGAGAAGGGAUCAGAAGAACCUAAAUUGAUGGUUAAAAUUUUAGGCAAUCUUGAAAACAUUGAAGUAAAAGAAACAAAUGACCAUCAAGACUGUGAUAUAUCUCAGCAAAGUGUUGAGGCAGUCUCUAAAACAUUAGAACCAAAAUGCUUGGUAACACAUGAAACAUGUGAACCCAAUACAUGUAAUACAUCUUACCAAGAUGGCAGUCAAACAGUCUGUGAUCCAUCACUGAAGUCUAGUGUGAAGGCUCAUCUUGGAGAGUCAGAACAAAGUAAACAGGCAUCACAUUUACAAAAUGAACGAACAAAACCAGAAUCAAUAAAAUAUAUCCAUAAAAAACCUGGUGAUGCCAUUAAACAUGCUGAUUUAUUCUUUAUAGAUUUACAGAGACAAGGUCAAAUGUUAAACGGUCAGGGGUUUGGAACAAUGAAAACUUUUCCCCAGGUAAAACCUGACAUUAAGAGUGAAUCGGAUAGCUUAUGUUGUGACAGAAAGGGAGAUAAUUCACUCAAAGUGAAUGAUUCAAAGGGAGAUAAUUUACCUCAAGAUAAUUUGGAUUGUAAACAACAUCUUAAGUCUAUUGAAGAUAAAGAUGGAAAUAAAACAGAAUGUCUUGAAACUACAGGGAAAAUAAUAAACAAUGAUAUGUGUCAACUUAAUUGUUUAACCGAAAAAUCUUUAGACGUAAAAUCCACAAUAGGAAAAGAAAAUGAAAUUGCAGUCUUAAAUGCAGAGAAAACUGAACCAGAGCUUAAUAAGACUCUUGGUGGUGCUUAUAUACUUGAUGCUAGUCAGCUAAUUCAAAAAUUAGCAAAAGAAGUGGAAAAAGCACAAAACACUUCUAAUGGUCCAAUAGAUGACUUCAAUUUAAAAACAUUAGCCCAUAUAGCUGAUGCCCUGAAAGAGACAAGAGAUUCUGAGAGAUUUUCAAAAGAAAGUAUUCCAACUGUUGUUAAUGACAUCAUGGAAAGCUAUGAAACACUAGUGCCCAAUGAUAAAACUAGCAAACCGGUUCAGGAAAUUAAACUAGGUGAAGCAAAGCAAGAAACAUUAGAUAUGAAAUCUAAGGUUCAAUUUGAAGAAACAGAGGAAGACAGCAGUGUUAGUAAACAGAAAGAAAAUAAUGACAAUGCAGCAACAAAGAUAAUUGAGAUUGCAAGUGGAAGUAAUAUCAGUGAAAGUUCUGGAGUUAUGUCCCUUGAACUGUUCACUGACUCAGAUAAUGAGUCUGAAGAUAUUUUUACUGGUUUAGCUUUGUCUAAGAAAAAUUCUACGGCUACAGGAGAGGAAAUGAAGUUAUUUGAUACACAUGAUGACGAUGAUUACACAGAACGUAGUCCAUUCCAUGAUUAUGAACAGAUACAAUUUGGAAAACAUGGGAUAAUAUUUUACGUUUGUUCAGUUUGUAAAAAACAGUUUGAAGAUGGAGACAGACUUCUCAGACAUCAAUGGAAAAAACACCCUUCCAUUUAUUGCCAUUAUUUACAGGUGGAACAAGGGCAUGGAAUUGAAUAUUUGUUUUAUUCUAAGCCUUGUAAUAGAGGUGUACUAGGAGUCACAGGAAAGGCGUUAGAAAGUGUUGGUGAUCAGGGAACGUACCACUGUACACGAUGCCGAGGAACAUUUAAAAGUGUGGAUAGAUUGAGAAUUCAUAUAAUUAAUUGUGCUCCUAAAGUAGAGGGAACAGAAUCGUCAGAAAAUAAACCAAAAUUUAAGAAAAAAUAUCGUAAACAUCAUAAAGUGCUAAUAAAAAAUGAAGUCAGUUCUCCUGUGAAAAUGAAGAAAGAGACUUCCAUUUCUACUGAUGUUAGAUGGUAUGAUACUUUAUCUAAACCAAGAAAACAGUAUUUGAUUGGUACAAAAAAUGUUAAACCUUUAAAGAUACAAGAAAAGAUGGAGUUUGAUCCAUUGAAGGUCAAUCGAAGGAAAAAAAGUGCAGAAAUGGCUUAUAAUCCGUUAAAUCAUAUACGACGCAGAGAGCUGACGGAAAUAUUAGAUACUCACCAAUGUAGAGGUUGUGGUGUUAAAUUUAAUUCUAUAUCAUUAUUGGAGAGACAUGUGAAGAAAUGUGAUGGCAAGGACAAAUUUAAGGAUUUGAAGGUCAUGAAAUCUAGUGUGAAUGACACAUUUCACCAAAAACAAAAGCAUACUUGCUUAUAUUGUAAUCGUGGAUUUUCUUAUCCAAAAACACUUAUGAAUCAUUACAAAGCAUUUUGUUUAGUAAAAAAGGAUAAAGUUUCAAAAGGUUUUCUAACAGAGAACGACAAACAGCAAGAAUCAGCAAUGAUGAUGAAACUUAAACAACAAGAGGAAGACCGAUGUUUCACAGAUAUUCCAGAGGAAAAUGUCUCAGGAAAAAAAGGUUGGCCAAGAGGGAUGAAAAGAAAAUGGAGAAGGAAAAAUCAUUGCUGGACAUAUAUCAAGAAACGAAAGCCCUCAACAGAAGAAAUGAAAAACGAAAAAUUAUCAGAAGAAUCUAAUAUUGAUCUUGCUGAUGAGAAUGAAAAAAAACAAUCAUUGCAAUGUAGCUCUGAGUCAAAUGAAGGGAAUAAUGAUGAAUCUAUACCCAAGUCUGAAACUGUUUCACCUAAGAAGGGUGUCAGUAAUAAUAACUUUAUGUUAGGAAGUCCUACAAAAACUAGCAAUAAAACUCAUUCAAGUUCUGUAUCUCCGAAAAAAACUAGCAGCAAGAUUAAGUCAGAUUCAGUAACUCCUGAAAAGGAUGGUUGUAAAAUUAAUUCAGAUUCAGUUAUGGAAAACAAACUUGGCAACAAGAAUAAUCCUGGGUCUUUGACUCCAAAGAAAACUGACAUUUCAACAACUCCAAAGAAAUAUAACAGUGGCAAACAGAAGGCCGAAAAACAAACAUCACCACAAAAAUUGAAAGCUACCAAGAGUCCUUUAUCUUCCAAGAAAAAGCUUAUUGAUCAGAGUGUAGAAGUUCGUCAAAAAAGGAAAUAUAUUAAAAAGAAAAUAUUUACAUUUGAUGAUGUCAAGAAAGUUCGUAAAAAAAGAAAAAGUUCUGAAGAGUCAAUCCAAUCAGUUAUAGAUAGUGUUGCAAACUGUGACAAUGUUACCAUGGCAACAGGAUCAAAAUGUGAUGACGUAACCUUGACUAAAACAGUAAAAAGUCAGGUCACAAAAAAUAGUAUAAUAAAAAUGAAAAAGAAAGUUGCCAAUGAGGAUACUAAGGAAGAAAAGAUUGAAGCUGAGGAAAGCAACACUACAAAGGGAGAUAAUACUACUACAAAGGGAGGUAACAAUACUUCUCAGGAAGAUGAAGAACCUACAACAAAGAAAAGCAAAUUGUCUGUAAAAAGUGUGAAAAGCAAUAAAUUAAGUUUAUCAGAAGCUAAAACAAAGGUCAAGGUUAAAAAUUCACCUUCUAAGACAAAGACAGUUAAACAAACAAAAACAUUUGAACCAUCAAAGGGAGGUAAAUCUAUUAAAGGUUUAGGAAAAAAAUCAAAUACCAUGAAUAAGUCAAAAGUUUUAUUUUAUCCACAAAAAAGGUUGAAAAAAAUUAAAAGGGAACUUUCACAAAAACUUGAAGUUGAAAUGAAACAGCAUGAUGUAUCAGUAGAAAAUGACGUUAAUUCUAGUAUACAGAAAAAAUGGUUGGAGAUCAAAUCUGAUUUGGCAAAAAAUAUAGAAACUGCUUUGCAGAAUGUGUCAGUUGACCUUGGCAUUCCUGUUUCACAUGUUAUAGAUCAUGAAUUUCAAAACAGAUUAACGAAACAGCAAAGAAUGGAAAUGAAAAAGAAGUUGAAUGAAAUUGGAUCGCAAUUAUUUUCUGUAAUCGAAAAACAAUGCAAUAAGCCAAAACCGAGGAAAUUAUCAAAAAAUAAUGCAAUUGUUAAAUCUAAUCAAAACCUCAAUGUUGAAGGUAAUACGGACAUUAAACAAGAUAUCAAUCAGUCAAAAGAUAAUAUUGUUUCAGAAAAUACUAGUAGUGAAACAACAGAGCCUUCAAAUUGUGAAGUUAGUUCUGAUAAAGAAACGGAGGACACAACUUCUGCAAAAACUUUUCAAAAGAAAGCAAUAAUAAAGAUUACUUCUAAUUUUGUUAAGGUUAGCAAAGGAAGUGUGAAAAAUUCUCCAAAGAAAGGCAUAACAAAAGUGGAUGAUCUUGACAUUGCUGGGAAUAAACUAAAUACAUCUAAAACAUCAUGCAAGAAAAAUAUUCCAGAUAACCCUUUGACUUUGGCCUCUGUCAAAACAAUGCCUUCUGAGAAAGGAAAUUUAUUGCUGUUAAAGAAGAAAAGUGUUAAUGUAAUUGAUUCACCAGACAAAGUGGUAGCAGCAAGGUCAAAUCUAUCAUCACAAGGUCAUGAUGACCUGGAAUUAAACAAAACUAGGCAAACUGUGAAUGAUAAAUCAAAUGAAAAAAAUCUCGAAAAUCUCAAAGACAAACAACAUUCUGAAAGUCCUCAAAACAACGACAGUGGUUCAUUACAGAAGGAAAUAAGUGUGCCAGCAAAUAAGAUCAAUAUAGUUCCAAUAUGUAAAAGUGAUUUGAACAUAUGUCAAAAGAAGUCUGGUAAUCUAGGCACAUCUAACAAAUCCAAAUCAGAGUUACCUCCCUUUAAGUCAACACCUUCAAAGGAGGAUAGCACAAUACCAAAGAAAAAAGUCCCUAUAUACAACCAAGAAAUAAAUACAAAAACAGCAGAUAAGAAAGACGCUAAAACUCCACAAGCAAAAACUAUUUUUCUCAAAGCUGUUGAUAGUGAUCUCAAAAGGAGGCUUGAACUAGCUGGGCACAUUCCAUAUACAAAGAGGAAACCAGAUAUAAAAAUUGUGCAAUGGAAUACUAAAAAACAGACAGGGAAUCAGUCAAGGGACAAGUCAUGAAAGGAUAGAGCUAUGACAAGAACAUUUAUACAUUUAAUGAAACUUGUCUGAAAUAAGAGCAAUUUAAUAAUGCAGAAUUAAAACAUUAAUGUCAAUGAUUGUAUAGGAGGGUUGGCUAAGAUUUUAUCAUGUUGAAUUUUUUACUCCUUUUAGUGACAGACAAAUUAUGGCAUUCAUUGCUUUGAACCAUUCUUAGAAUGUAAAAUAACUCACUUCAAAUAUUGCUAAGUGAUAAUUUCUAACUACAGUGUGUUUUUAUCAUUGGAAAUCCUUGAUUACUAGCAAAAUUUCUGAAUGGAAAUCCUUGAUUACUAGCAAAAUUUCUGAAUGGAAAUCCUUGAUCACUAGCAAAAUUUCUUAAUGUAAUUAAUGUGAUUUCAAAGAUUUUAUGAAGAAAAUCACAACUGAAAUUUAAGAAUGUGAGUUUUUCAUUAUUGCAAACUUGAAUAGAUGCAUUUUUUAGAUUAAUCACAAUAAUUUUGAAUUUACAUUAACAUUGGAUCAUUUCAAGUUAACAUAUAGAGAGGGGAAAAGUCAUUUAAUUUUUUCCGAAAUUUCACACAUCUUUAAAUUUAAAUUGAAGAUCAAUAUUAGGUUGUGGACUGUCGCAAUAUUAAAAAUCUAUUUUUGAUGAGACCAUAACAUCUGUGAUGAAAUAUUUUUGUUUUUAUGGAGGAACAAUAUGUUGUUUUUAUGCCCCACCUACAAUAGUAAAGGGGCAUUAUGUUUUCUGGUCUGUGCCUCUGUUUGUUCGUCUGUUCGUUCCUCCCACUUUUGGUCCUUAUGAUAUGAUCUUUCAAAUUUUAAUUACACAUUAAAGUUUUGACCCAAAUUUCACGGUCCACUGAACAUGGAAAAUUAUAGUGCGAGUGGGGCAUCCAUGUACUAUGGACACUUUCUUGUUGUUUUUGUUUUUAUAUUAUAAUGUGGGUUUGUUUUUUUGCAUUUAAAUACUGUUUGUUUGUUUUGUACUUGUAUUUAAGUUUAAAAUUCAUAUUAAAUCGAGAAAAAAUUUCUUUGAUCAAGUCUAAUUGAAUGAAAGAAUAAGAUGAUAUUAUGAGCUGUUCUGUGUAUGUAUAUUUUGGAAAUCUCUACAAGCAUUAUGAGAUGACAGUUAAUUUUGUAAUUUCCUGAUUCACAACAUGCAUAAGGUAGAAGAUAUUUCGAUAAUGUUUUAACAUGUGACCUUAUCAUGUGACUUCUCCUUAUCAUGUGACUUCUACAUUGGUUAUCCUUGGCAGAUUGCUUUGGUUCACAACACCUGUAAAUUCAGAAAUUAUUGCGAGGUUUUUCAUUCAUGUGAAUAAUCAUGAUAAUGCAAUUGGGUAAAUAUCAUAUUAAUAAGAACUGGCAUUCUCAAUUCUAAUAGGUUGUCUGUAUGCAUACUUUCAUGAAAUUGCAAUAAAUAUAAUCUCACAUUUAUGUUUAUUCUUCAAAAAUCACAAUAAUAAUAGAACACAAAUAAUUUGCUAUAUUUACAGUAUUGCCAAACAUUUCAUCGCUCAUUUUGAAUUAUUUGAUUACAAAAUACCUUACAUCAGUCACUGCAUGGUCACAUGAUGUCACUGCAUGGUCACAUGUUCAGUCACUGCAUGGUCACAUGUUCAGUCACUGCUUGGUCACAUGUUGUCUUUUAUUUGUAAUUUUUUUAUGAAACAAGUGUCAGAUUUUGAUGUCAAAUACUGUUGGAUGUAUUUAUACCUUGCCAUUAUACAGUCAAUACAUAAAUGUAUGUCUGCACUUAUUGUGAUAACAAAAUGCUUUGCUACUGAAAAGGAAAUAUUAAAUAGCAACUCUUUCUUAAAGAGAAAAACUAAAGAUAAAUUGUAAAUGUGUUAAUUAUUAAUGGAUACUUGUUUGUAAAUGUAACUGAAUAUGGUUGAAAUACAAGAUGUACAUUGAAUGUGAUAAAUAUUUUAUUAACCCCAUCAAUGAAAACAGUAAUUUCCUAUGAUGUACCUGCAUAAAUAUAGUCCACAACUAUUUGUCCUUAUGUUCAACAUCUGUGUCCAGUUUGUUGAUUUUAAAUGUGCCAUAUUUUUUUUAAUAUCUACAAUUUUCUCUGAAUAUAAGCUUCAUAGGUUUCUUCUAUUGAUACUUUGAUAUAAAAGCUGUUUGUUUUGGACCAUCAACCACCCAUUAUCUCAAGCAUUCCAAAUGAUUUAAGGUGGAUCAUAAUUAUUAAGUAAAUGUUUUUUGAGACAGAAUUUUCUUAUAAUUUUCCAAAAUGAAGAUUUUACAAUGCCUUUUUCAAAAAUAUGAUAAAAAGUGUUGGUCACCGUGCUAUUUUUCACGCUAUAAGUCGUUGAAAAUUGCUUAAAUUUGGUUAGUUUGUUCAUGUAAUAACACAUAAGAGUGCAUAAAAAAAGUUCUAUAGAAAUUUAAAAUAAAUUGUGAGAAGAUAGGUUUCAUAAUAUGUUUUAAGAAAAUAAAAAGAAAAGAUUGUGUUACCGAACUUGUUUUGUUGCCACAUGUAAAAAUAUCAAUUUUCCCUAUCAGCUCAGUAUAAAUUUUGUACUAAAUGAGUUAUCUCCCCUUACAUGGCUCAUUUGAAAAAAAUGAUUUUAAAAACCAAAAAGGUUGAUAUUUGUUAAAAUGUUUUGAAUAAUACAAUA